AUGGAAGCUCUUCCUUUCUUUGUUGGAGUGAUAGGAAACAUCAUCUCUGUAUUGUUCUUCCUUUCUCCCGUGAAAACAUUUUGGAUAGUGUUGAAGAAAAGAUCAACCGAAGAAUUUGACAGUCUUCCUUAUAUUUCGACUUUCCUCACAGCUGCUUUGUGGGCUUACUAUGGCCUAAUCAAACCUGAUGGCUUUCUCAUUGUCUCUGUCAAUAUCUUUGGAAUUUCCCUUCAAAUUUGCUACCUCACCAUUUUCCUUCUAUUUUCACCUCCAAACAUGAGGGUUAGAACAGCAACUCUAGUAGCAAUUUUCAACGUUGGAUUCGUGGGAGCAACAAUCUUGAUAUCGUAUUUGAUGUUACAUGGCUCUUCUCGAAUCGAGGUCAUUGGAUUCAUUUGUGCUGCUCUCAACAUUAUGAACUGUGGUUCGCCUCUUGGAAUAGCGAGGAAAGUGGUGAGAACUAGAAGUGUGGAGUAUAUGCCAUUUCUUCUCACUUUGUGCAUAUUUUUGAACUCUGGGGUUUGGACUUUCUAUGCUGUGCUUGUCAAAGAUCCCUACAUUGGAGUACCCAAUUUGAUUGGAUUCCUUCUUGGAGUCAUGCAAUUGGUAAUCUACGUCAUUUACAUGAACGAGUCUAAAUCAUCCAAGGAGGAUCAUUCAUCGAUACACGAUCAACUUCUUCCACCACAUUCCGAUAUGAACGAGUCUAAAUCAUCCAAGGAGGAUCAUUCAUCGAUACACGAUCAACUUCUCCCACCACAUUCCGAUACAACACGUGAUCUCUUAUCGUAACUCUUCUUCACAUAAUAAACGACGAAUUCUUAAAUUUUAAUGGGUCUAUGUAUAUGUCGAUAAGGGCAUGAAUCAAAAUUUCUCAAUUUUAAUUUUUUUUUUUUCUAAUAACAUUUAGUUGGAUCUCCCAUAGCUAAGAUGAACUCAUUUGUAAUAGUAGAUUCACCGUUAUUUGAGAAGUACCCUCUCUCGUUCUCUGUGAAUGAUGUUCUU
Cucurbita maxima (winter squash) is the source of this 1005-nucleotide messenger RNA. Its product is annotated as bidirectional sugar transporter SWEET17-like. The transcript is spliced from 6 exons. Gene Ontology annotation, cellular component: membrane. NCBI's taxonomy places the organism in Eukaryota, Viridiplantae, Streptophyta, Magnoliopsida, Cucurbitales, Cucurbitaceae. The coding region runs from base 1 to 792 and encodes 263 amino acids. Gene Ontology annotation, biological process: carbohydrate transport. Gene Ontology annotation, molecular function: sugar transmembrane transporter activity. The record is from RefSeq and is a predicted model, not a curated record.